AUGGCGAAGUCCAAAAAAUCUAUGAAGCCAAAGAAAUUGACCUCGUUUCCCGUAUUCAAGAAGCUUGCGCCAGAACUCCGAGAGAUGAUUUGGGGUUUUGCGCUUCCUGAAGCCAACAUGGUUGAUAUAUCGCUCCAAGAUUUUGACCGAAAGCUCUCUGAGGAUAAAUGGGAGAGGGUUAAGGUAUAUAGUGCGUCUUAUACCGUUCCGGCCAUCUUGCAGACCUGCCAAGAGUCUCGGGGUGUAGCCCAGAAAUUCUACAAGAAGAUUUUUGAAGUCAAGUUCAGUGACAGGCCUGUCUGGUUCAAUCCUUCUCGAGACAUCCUGCAGCUCCGAGACACCGAGACAAUGGAUGCCCUUGGUCUCUGGAGUAUCGACGAUUUUGGCUUUAUGUACCACAUUGAUGAGGAAUUCAAUGCCCCAUUCCCCCAUAUUCGCCGCUUGCAGUUUCCGUCUGAUUGGGAUGCAAACCAUCAGAGUUAUUUGAAACCGAUCAUGGUGGCAUUUGGAAAGCCUGAGCUUAUAGUUCUUCACAAGCCGAACAGUCGCCAGAAGUUCCCAAACCGGAACUUCAGUCGACUUAAACAAGCAGUGGAAGCGCUUUCGGGUGACGACAAAGAUGAUUACAAGCCUGAACUUCAUUGUCUUACCAAAUAUCAGUUGAAGAGAAUGAUUAAGAAGAUCGACCACCCCCCUCGAUGCAAGAAGGCAAAGGCUCCAAAUAUUGUCCUGUCAACCACUCGCCGCUCCGACCGUUUCGUCGAAAGACCUCUGAGCUACUAUGAAGGCGGAGAAGAAGUCGGCGAAGACGUGUAUAGUGACAACGAGAGUGUUGGAGAAGCGGACGAUAAUGGCAAUGAGGAUAACUCUGGCAAUCAUGAAGGCUAA
This is a messenger RNA of Hyaloscypha bicolor E, 888 nucleotides long. RefSeq lists its product as uncharacterized. The record is from RefSeq and is a predicted model, not a curated record. The transcript has 2 exons. The coding region runs from base 1 to 888 and encodes 295 amino acids. NCBI's taxonomy places the organism in Eukaryota, Fungi, Ascomycota, Leotiomycetes, Helotiales, Hyaloscyphaceae.